CUCUUCCUUCCCGUCGGUUUCUUCUCUCCUCGCGCUGCCGGUACAGAGGAGGGGAGGAGAGGAGGGGCGGGGGCUCGCCGUUCGCCGCUCGCCCAAUCCCGCCGCCCGCCGCGGCCCGGAGCGAUCCACCGCCCGCCCACCUCCUCCGCCCCGCCGACCGACCCCGCCGACGGGCCGCGGCCGGGGUGACCGAAAUCGGGGCCCUGCUCCCCCUCCCUCGCGGGUCCAGUUCACACCGUUUCUUCCCCGGGCGCGGCACCCGGCGGAGGGCGGAGGCCUCCCUCCCUGCCCCGAUCUGUAUCCACCCGUCUCCCCCCGCAUAGCACCCGGCGCCGCUCGACGCGUCCCGCCGUCGCCGUUCCCCGCGCCGACGCCGGCUGCCCCCUCCCCAGCGGAUCGCUGCGUCGGCCGCCAGCGCCGGCUCCUCCUCCCGUCCACGCCCGCGGGCCCCGUCGCGGGAGGUCGAUCUCGAUAACGGUGUUCCUUCAUUGCCAUUUGGGAAAAUAUGGGUUGGUUGACCAAGUUUUUUAGAGGUUCAACCCACAACAUCUCGGAAGGGCGAGAGCAAAGCAAGCCUGCAGAAGAGACAAGAUGGAAUGAACCCUCCACUUCCACUGUUGUGAUUGAUCCCCUUUCGGAAUUUGAUAAUGAGGAUAUUGACCGUGCUAUAGCACUUUCUCUAUUAGAAGAGGAACACAGAAAACCAAAGGAAACAGGAAAGGAUCUGCAUUUAGAUGAGGAUGAACAACUGGCAAGAGCUAUUCAGGAAAGUUUAAAUGUUGAAUCACCCCCUCGUGCUCAUGAAAAUACCUCACCCCCUCGUGCUCGUGAAAAUAGCGCACACCCUCGUGCUCGGGAAAAUGGCAGCGCCAACGGUGGCAAUUCAUAUCAACAGUUACCAUUUAUGUUUUCGUCUGGAUUCAGGACAUGCGCUGGAUGUCACAAUGAGAUUGGCCAUGGACGUUUUCUUAGUUGCAUGGGAGCUGUUUGGCAUCCAGAGUGCUUUUGCUGCCAUGCUUGUAAUCAGCCAAUAUAUGACUAUGAGUUCUCCAUGUCGGGAAACCAUCCAUACCAUAAAACUUGUUACAAGGAGCGCUUUCAUCCAAAAUGUGAUGUCUGCAAGCAAUUUAUUCCUACAAAUAUGAACGGCCUUAUCGAAUAUAGGGCACAUCCUUUUUGGUUACAAAAGUACUGUCCAUCACAUGAGGUGGAUGGUACUCCAAGAUGCUGUAGUUGUGAAAGAAUGGAGCCAAGGGAAUCAAGAUAUGUAUUGCUUGAUGAUGGUCGUAAACUCUGCCUGGAGUGCCUUGACUCUGCAGUGAUGGAUACAAAUGAGUGCCAGCCUCUUUAUCUCGAAAUACAGGAGUUUUAUGAAGGUCUCAAUAUGAAAGUGGAACAACAGGUUCCUCUGCUUCUUGUAGAAAGACAGGCUUUAAAUGAAGCAAUGGAAGGAGAGAAAACUGGACACCACCACCUUCCUGAAACCAGAGGUUUGUGCUUAUCGGAAGAGCAGACUGUCAGCACGAUAUUGAGGAGACCAAGAAUGACAGGAAACAAAAUUAUGGAAAUGAUAACAGAGCCGUAUAGGUUGACACGGCGAUGUGAAGUGACUGCAAUUCUCAUUCUAUAUGGUCUCCCAAGAUUGUUGACAGGUUCAAUUUUAGCUCAUGAGAUGAUGCAUGCAUGGUUGCGACUUAAAGGAUACCGCACGCUCACUCCAGAUAUAGAAGAGGGCAUAUGCCAAGUCCUCGCCCACCUGUGGAUCGAGUCAGAGAUCAUGGCAGGAUCAGGCAGCAAUGCCGCAUCGACAUCCUCGUCCUCUUCGUCAUCCACAUCCUCUAAGAAGGGCGGGAGGUCUCAGUUCGAGCGGAAGCUCGGUGACUUCUUCAAGCACCAGAUCGAGUCGGACACCUCCGUUGCCUACGGGGAUGGUUUCAGGGCUGGGAACCGGGUUGUUCAGCAGUAUGGCCUGAAGCGCACCCUCGAGCACAUCCGGCUGACAGGGACAUUGCCAUUCUGAGAGUGUCAGAGAUGCACCUUUCUGCGGAAGUUAUAUACCGAUUUGUCAUCGAGAGUCCAUUUACAGGAAAAAAAAGGGAAAUGAAUUUUGAAAUGCACAAAUUGUACAAACGUUCGGUUGAUAUUUUUUCUUGGAAGGGCUGAGCACAGUAUAUUAUUAGAGAUGCAUUGAGGUGGCUUGCCCUGACCAAUCUGUUGAAUUGAGGUGGAUCAAAAAUGGAAAUGGAAACAGUGGUAUUUCUUAUGUGACCAUAAAGUUAAUAAGGAAAAGUACACUCCAUAUAUA
This is a messenger RNA of Triticum urartu, 2305 nucleotides long. Its product is annotated as protein DA1-related 1. The record is from RefSeq and is a predicted model, not a curated record. NCBI's taxonomy places the organism in Eukaryota, Viridiplantae, Streptophyta, Magnoliopsida, Poales, Poaceae. Gene Ontology annotation, molecular function: ubiquitin binding.